CGAUAUCUCGUGUUCAGUAAACCAUAUUAGUCAAAUGAAAAAGAAGUAGCGGGGUAUUCAACUCGUAUUAUUGAAAGACAGUGAAAGGACCAAAAGAUUUAUCAUUUUAUCAUCUCAAUUGGAUUUGAACUUUAUUCAUUUCCAUUCGGACAAUACACAGGCUGUGUGAAGAUUGUGAAGAACUCUCAUGGAAUAUCAGGACCUUCCCGAACAGGACUUACCAAAGCCCGGACAAACACAGCUACCCCCAUCUUCUCAAGGAAUGCACGUGCCGGUCAACCCUCAGCACGCGGGGAUGCAUGGCUCCCAUUCUCACGGCCAGCCCCAGCAACACUCACCGAAUCCCCAAACCAACCUCAAUGGCAGCGGAGCAGGGUCCCCGAAUUCUGGGGCCAGCAAAAAAGACGCAGACAGAGUGAAGCGCCCUAUGAACGCCUUCAUGGUGUGGUCUCGCGGCCAGAGACGGAAAAUGGCCCAGGAGAACCCGAAAAUGCAUAAUUCAGAGAUAAGUAAAAGACUCGGUGCUGAGUGGAAAUUAUUAUCCGAAGCCGAAAAACGGCCAUUUAUCGACGAGGCCAAAAGACUCCGUGCCAUACACAUGAAGGAACAUCCCGAUUACAAAUACAGGCCAAGGAGGAAAACGAAAACACUCAUGAAGAAAGAUAAGUACGCCCUACCCGGAAUGCCAUCCGGAGCCCCUCUACAGCCCGGGCGGGAGGGACAGAUGUACCCCAUGGGAGGAUACAUGCCCAACGGGUACCCUAUGAUGCACGACGCAAACGCAUACAUGAAUCAAAUGGGCCUUGCCGGACAGUACGGCUACAUGCCAUCACAACAAAUGCCCGGGAACCAGAUGACGUCGGGAUCCUACAUGAACGGAAGCUCCAGCUACACCAUGUCCAUGGCCGGGAUGGGCCCUUACCCCUCAAUGUCUCCCUCGCAGAUGACUGGUGGCGUCAAACGAGAGCCCACCCCCGGAUCCGGUCCCCAGGGCCCCGGGCGACCCACCAACCCCGGAGAUUUACGUGAAAUGAUCAGUAUGUACCUACCCACGGGCGACGGCUCUGACCCCCAUAGUGCUCAGCAGAGACUCAUGCAUCAAGCUCACUACCAACCCCCUCCACCCUCCUCAGAAGGGGUAAACAAUACUGUACCGCUUACGCAUAUGUAACCACAAUCAGACUGACUCUAAAUUGUAAUAUACGAAUGUGUUUAUAGACAUGACUUUAUCAUAUAUAUUAUAUUUUGUGUGCGCAAAACCAAUACAUGUUGGAUAUUAUGAUCAUACAGUUAUAUCGUCGAUUUUGUCAACAUUAUUCUUUUUUUUUGUAACUUGUUCAUUUUUAAGAAUGUGCGACUAUUUACCUGAACACGAAAAUCUCCGAGAGAACAAACUGCAGUGAAGAUUUCAUAUUUUUUUUCUUUUCUCUUCCAUGCGCAAAUGUGGCUCAUUUUCUGGACGCGUGAAGAGUGACUGUGUGUUAAUUUGUGUGCGAUGUUGUCAUUUUCAAAAGAUCUUCAGCAGGGACGGUAUUUGUAUUUAUUUUUUUAUCCCUAUACAAUCUAAAAGGGACAGACUUAGGUACGCAUAAUAACUGAUUUCAAUUUAUAUCGAAAACUUUGCUCAGAUUCUAUUGUAUUUUGUGCUUCGGAAAAACAAUUUUCCCCCACUUCAUUUAAUUAAACACAUGAAUUAAAUGAUCAUAAAACCAUACGAAUUUACACCAGUAUUAUUAUUUUUAUUUUAUUGUUCAGUGUGAGAAAUUAGGUUACAAUUAGUUUAUUAGAUUAAGUAAUGUUUUUAUCUUUAAGAAAUAUUUUUUUUGUUUAUUAUUUUUUUCUUUUUCGUUUGAUAUAAAGCUCGGAAUAAAAGGGUUUUUAAGUAUGUCUACUUAUCUGGCGAAGUGAUAUUUUUUUUUUUAAAUAUCACUUUGAUUUGUAAAUACGUAUGAUCAUUUCAAAUACUGUAUUUAUUUGAGAGUGUUUGGCUAGAGAUAAAAGAUAUCUCAAAUAGAAAUAUUAAAUGAUGAAAUGAA
Messenger RNA from Magallana angulata, 2036 nucleotides. RefSeq names its product transcription factor Sox-2-like. Lineage: Eukaryota; Metazoa; Mollusca; Bivalvia; Ostreida; Ostreidae. The transcript has a single exon. The record is from RefSeq and is a predicted model, not a curated record. The coding region runs from base 188 to 1171 and encodes 327 amino acids. Gene Ontology annotation, molecular function: DNA-binding transcription factor activity, RNA polymerase II-specific; RNA polymerase II cis-regulatory region sequence-specific DNA binding. Gene Ontology annotation, biological process: regulation of DNA-templated transcription; anatomical structure morphogenesis; cell differentiation.